AUGUCUCUUGAAGAAGAGGAACCCUUGGACCUUGGCAAUGACCCUAGCUACAGAGUCUUGGAUGAAAACGCAACAAGUCUGAUGGGGCGACUGUUGAAUCCUGAGUGUCAAUCAAUGUCACGUAUGAUUGAUUACAUGCCCACAGCAUGGAGGGUGACUGGUAGAGUUAGAGGUAUUGCGUUAUCAAGAGAUCGGUUUCAGUUUAUAUUUCAGAGGGAAGAGGAUCUACUUACGGUGCUAAACGACAGACCGUGGUCUUACAACCAUUGGGCCAUGGCGCUGGAGCGGUGGACUGCUUCUCCUCCCGAAGAUUUUCUGCAUUAUAUGAUGCUUUGGAUCCGUAUGCGGAACAUUCCGGCGGAAUUUUUCACAACAAAAACAAUGCUGAAGUUAGCUUCGGAAAUAGGAGAGGUUGAAGAGCUAGCGUAUGAUCCGAAAGUUUCUCAUACAAAGGAAUACAUCAGGGCUCUGAUAACAUUCAAAACAGAUAACCCUUUGAAAGCCUCAAGGAAGUUAACUAUUCCGGGAGAAGUGAUCACCAUUGAGUUUGAAUAUGAGAAAAUUCAUAAGAGGUGUUUCCACUGUCUUCGUAUGACCCAUGAGAAGAUCAGAUGCCCUCUGCUUAGACGUGGGAGUAACAGAGAUAGUUCACAUAGUCUGGCUCGUGUAUUGGAAACAAACUCAAGAGGCUCAGCUCUUGUGGCUGAAUCUACUCGGAACCAUCAAGCAUCUAAACCACCAAACAUGAGAGCUGAACCUUUGGAAAGUCCCCCAGGUUUUCCUCUGUUGUUUCUGGAGUUGUCAAAUCAGGACCGGAAAAUGGCUAUGCUGUAUAUCUCGCAUUCAGAUGACACGGAAAGGCUCGCGAGAAUUGAAAGAGUUAAGCAAGGAAUAGCUGAAACACUGGAGAAUCCCUCAGUUAGGCUCCCAAAAAUUACUCAGAAUUUGGAUAAAGGGAAAGGCCAUGUCUUCGACUUCUCGGAACCGUCUGGAAAACGUCUCCAGUUAUCUGGUAGAGACCAUGUGGAACUGCCGCUGAACAUGGAGAGGCCCCUCCUCGGAGGGGCGAGUCCACGGAAACCAGAGUACGGUAAAAUCUCAGAGGAGACGCCCACCCUCAUGGAAGAGAAAGACUCAGGCCAAACAAGACAAAGGAGCAUCUGCUCUCUCAGCAAACCCAACAGCAGUGUAUUCACAAGUGAUGAAGAGGAAAUCGGUUUGUCCUCUACUAUCGUCCGAAAACAAAACCCCAAAAACCUCAGAACCUACGGUGGCUUCCGUAUUGAAGCCGCUGCUUCCCCAAUGAGCAUAUUGAGCUGGAACUGUCAAGGAGCAGGAAGCACCGAGACAGUUCAACAAAUUCGAGAAUACCGUCGAAAGUACUUUCCGGAUUUUCUUUUUCUGAUGGAAACUAAGCAACGUUUUGAAUAUGUGAAUGGUUUGAAGAAAAGUUUGGGCUACGACCUAGUUACGGUGGAACCAGAGGGUUUGAGCGGUGGUUUGGCAGUGAUGUGGAAGGAUAGCUACCAAGUUGACGUAAUUUCUAAGGAUAAAAGGAUCAUUGACCUAAAAGUCUCGAUAGGGUCCACGUUCUUCUUCCUUAGUUGUGUAUAUGGUGAUCCUGUUAGAGCAAGAAGAAGGGAGGUGUGGGAUCGUCUCUCGACUCUGGGGUUGAGACGCGAUGAAGCAUGGCUACUAGCCGGGGAUUUCAAUGAACUAGUCUCUAACGACGAGAAGAGUGGAGGUGCGGUUAGGGAAGAGUCCAGUUUCUGGGAUUUUAAAAACAUGAUACAAAACUGUAAACUCAAAGAUGUGAGCUACACUGGAAUCAGUCUUUCCUGGGGAGGUUGGAGAGAGAAGGUAUGGGUCCAAUGUCGCCUUGACAGAAGCUUUGGGAACAGUGAAUGGUUCUCAUUAUUUCCACGUUCGAACAUGGAAUAUCUUGAGCUGUGGGCGUCGGAUCAUAGGCCAAUACGCAUCUGUUUUGCUUUGGAAAAAGAUGAGCCUAGUAAAGGUAGAUUCUUCUUUGACAAGAGAAUGCUAUCAAGAGAAGGUUUUGAGGAUCUAGUCCGACGAAGUUGGGAGGGUGAUGGAGACAAUCAGAGUAAUACUAUGGACCGCAUUGGUCGUUGCCGUCGAAAGAUCAUGGAGUGGAGAAAAAGAGCUAAUCUAAACUCAAAAGAGAAGAUCGUGCAACUAAGAGCCUCUCUAGAGAAGGAGGUUGUCAAGGUCUAUCCUUCUUACCGGUUGAUGCAAAGACUGAAGCAGGAACUGGCUGCUGCUCUUAGGGAGGAAGAAUUAUUUUGGAGGCAAAAAUGCCGUGAGGAAUGGUUGAAAGGUGGGGACAAGAACACGAGAUAUUUUCAUAAUUGUGUGAAAGGACGUCGUAUUCAGAACCGAGUUUUGAUGUUGCUGGACGAUACAGAUCAAGAGCACUUCUCUGAAGGCGCCAAGGGACACUUAGCCGUGGAAUACUUCAGAGAUUUGUUCUCUAGUUCUAAUCCCUUUGAUCUAGAAACUCUGUUUCAAGGGUUUGAGAGAAGAGUAACGACUGCUAUGAACUCUCGACUCACAGCUCCAAUUUUGGACGGAGAAAUCAGGGAUGCGGCUUUCUGCGUAAAAGGUAGCAGUGCUCCUGGUGAGGAUGGCUUGACUGGGAUAUUUUACCAAAAAUUCUGGCAUAUUAUUGGCCCUAGUAUCUCGGAGGACAUCAGGAACUUUUUCCAGACUGCUAUUAUACCGGAAGGUUGGAAUCAUACUCAACUCAGCUUACUUCCCAAGUACAAGAUCAUCUCCAAAAUCCUAUGCAACAGACUCAAACUCAUUCUUCCUGAGAUCAUCUCGGAGACUCAAGGGGCGUUUGUUUCUGGCAGGCUCAUCUCCGAUAACAUCAUCAUCGCCCAUGAGAUGAUUCAUGGCCUACGUACUAACGAAGCAAUCGCUUCUGAUUGGAUGGCGAUUAAAACAGACAUGUCAAAGGCAUAUGACAGAGUGGAAUGGAACUUUCUAGAGGUGUUGAUGGAAAAGAUGGGUUUCGAUCGAAGCUGGAUCAGAUGGAUCAUGGCGUGUGUCAACUCAGUAACAUUCUCGGUUCUUCUAAAUGGCAAUUCUCAUGGCUUCAUCAGACCUGAGCGAGGUAUUAGGCAAGGGGAUCCAUUGUCUCCAUUCCUAUUUAUACUAUGUGCGGAAGCACUAGUGAGCAAACUCAAUCAAUCGGAAGCGGCUGGCUUUUUACAUGGAAUCAAAUUGGCUACUUCAUGUCCAUCAGUGCAUCACUUGUUAUUUGCCGAUGACAGUUUACUGUUAUGUAAGGCUUCAGAAACAGAAGCUAAGGAGAUCAUGCAGUGCAUUCAGGCGUAUGGUGAAGCAUCGAGACAAUUGGUGAAUUUUCAAAAAUCUUCGAUCAUUUUUGGUGCGAAGGUUACAGAGGAAGCAAAGUUGAGGGUUCGCGAGAUCACAGGCAUUCUUUCGGAAGGGGGUGAAGGGUCUUAUCUCGGGCUUCCAGAGUGCUUUAGUGGUUCCAAAAAGAAGCUAUUGAGCUUCAUCAAAGAAAAGCUUCAAGGACGACUUAAAGGUUGGUUCUCUAAAGCGCUUUCCCAAGGUGGUAAGGAGAUUCUCCUUAAGUCAGUGGGGCUCGCCUUACCCAUCUUUGCAAUGUCUUGUUUUAAACUCCCCAAAGAUGUAUGUGCAAAGCUUACAAGUGCGAUGAUAGAGUUCUGGUGGAGCAGUGGAAAUAACCGGAAGAAAAUCUCAUGGGUGGCGUGGCAAAAACUAUGUAAAGAUAAAGAAGCGGGAGGUUUGGGAUUUAAAGAGCUGGAAAAAUUUAAUCAAUCCUUGUUGGCCAAGCAAGCGUGGAGAAUAUGGGACAAGCCGGAAUCUCUGGUUGCUCGUAUUCUCAGACACCGUUAUUUCCGUAAUUCUGAUUUCCUCGAUAGUGGGUUGGGUUCACGGCCGUCGUACGCCUGGAGAAGCAUAUUGCACGGUAGGGACCUUCUAAAAAGGGGUCUAGUCCGGGUAGUGGGUGACGGUAAUGACACCAUGGUGUGGACAGAUAACUGGCUGAUCGCUCCUCUCCCAAGAUCUCCACGUUAUCGCCAAGAUGCAGUGGUAGACUUGACGCUUCGAGUUGGUGACUUAUUGUCGGAUGAUUCCAAUGUGUGGGACAUAAGGAAACUCCGAGAGGUGAUCGAUGAUGAGGACAUCCCACUCAUUCUGCAAAUCAAAACGCAAAGAGGAAAGAAUGACAUGCUGAGGUCGGGUUUCUCAAGAAAUGGUGUAUAUGAUUCCAAGAGUGGCUAUAAGCUACUAGAGAGCAUUACUGAACUUGAGUCUGCACAACCGAGGCCUUUGCCUCCUCUGGAGAAACAACUUUGGCGAGACUUGUGGAAAUCAAAAACAUCCCCUAAGCUAAGACAUUUUCUCUGGCGUGUCAUGUCAGGAGCUCUGGCAGUAAAACAACAAUUAAGCGCACGAGGUAUUCCAGUAAAUCCUUGCUGUCCUUUAUGCCGACAGGGCCCUGAAUCGAUUUGUCAUAUGCUCUUCCACUGCCCCUCAGCGAAAGAAGUAUGGGAACGAUCGUCGAUUCCAUUACCCCCAGCUGGUUUCUCCCCCACCUCAGUGUUCCUAAACCUUCACUAUCUUCUCGCUUGUAGUAAAAAAAGCUCAGUAGAUCCAAAGCUGCGUCUUGCCUUUCCUUGGAUCCUUUGGCAUAUCUGGAAGAACCGCAACCUGUUCUGUUUCGAGCAGCGGAGCAAUAGUGCAGAAAUUAUUCUUAGCAGGGCUUUGGAGGAGGCCUCGGUCUGGCUCCAGCUUAAUGCAUAUGUUCCGGCGGACCCUCCUGCAAUGGAGCUUGAGGUAGAAGACUCAAAUUCAUGGAAAAAACCACCGUCCACCACUGUCAAAUGCAAUGUGGGUUCUGCUUGGUCAGCAAGUAACAGCACAAGUGGGGCAGCAUGGAUAUUAAGGAAUUCAGAAGGGGAAGCGAUUUUACAUAGUAGACGUUCCUUUGUGGGUGUUCGUUCCCAACUGGAAGCAGACCUGAUCGCUCAUGUAUGGACUUCAGAGGCACUUAGUGACUUGAAGUUAAAUAGAGUGAUUCUGGAGACAUCUUCCUCUCAACUUCCACAGUUUCUGGCCUUACACGCGGUACCUCGGACUUUACAUAUCUUAUGGAAGAGGCUUCGGAAAGCAUUGGAUCAUAUCAAGUGUCGCCAUUUCCUAGUACGAAAGGAAUGUAAUAGAGUGGCCACGACUAUCGCAACAAGUGCCCUACAAAGUCAGUGGCACCAAUCCUACAUAUCGGCGAAGGGGCCAAGAUGGUUGAAUGCUUGUAUCAGAAGGGAAGCAUCUCACGCUACCUAG
Molecule: messenger RNA, 5361 nt
Organism: Brassica napus (rape)
Lineage: Eukaryota; Viridiplantae; Streptophyta; Magnoliopsida; Brassicales; Brassicaceae
Exons: 3
Coding region: 1-5361 (1786 amino acids)
Molecular function (GO): RNA-DNA hybrid ribonuclease activity; nucleic acid binding
Source: RefSeq, a predicted model, not a curated record